GGAUUCUGGAAUCUGGAUUCCAUCUAAGUAGCGAGCGGAGCCUCCAGGCCCAACAACCAACUGUCUACGACGCCUACUCUCAUCUCUCGUAUCUCGUCUUCGCCAUGGGCAAAUCACAGAGCAAACUCUCGCCAGAGCAACUCGCCGAUCUCCAGAAACACACCUAUUUCGAUAAGCGAGAACUACAACAGUGGUACAAGGGCUUCCUCAAGGACUGCCCGUCCGGCCAGCUCGACAAGGCGGAGUUCAGCCGAAUAUACAAGCAAUUCUUUCCCUUCGGAGAUCCUGGCGAGUUCGCGGACUACGUCUUCAAUGUCUUCGAUGAGAACAAGAAUGGCACCAUUGAUUUCAAGGAGUUCAUUUGUGCGUUGAGCGUGACUAGCCGUGGUCGGUUAGACGAGAAGCUCAAAUGGGCAUUCCAGUUGUAUGACAUAGAUGGGGACGGCUUCAUCACAUAUGCGGAGAUGCUCCAGAUCGUGCAGUCGAUAUACAAGAUGACAGGUCAGAUGGUAAAGCUUCCCGUGGAUGAAGACACGCCGGAGAAGCGCGUCGACAAAAUAUUCCGUAACAUGGACAGGGAUAAAGACGCAAAGCUGACGUACGAAGAGUUUGUGGAAGGGAGUAAACAGGAUCCCACGAUCGUGCAGGCCUUGUCACUAUACGACGGACUUGUAUAGUAGGAUCUGCGCGCGGCAGCCGCAUGACGUUGUGGCGCAUUCGGUUUCUCUUGGACUAUUAUUAUAUUCACGCGCCGCCAGCGUUACCAGACGUGUGUGCCAACGAACUUGUACGAGCUGAGCAUGUGUACGUCGACGUUGCAGUCAGAAGGAAUGUGUGUUAUAUCAUUAUGGAUAAAUUGCGACGGCUUGUAGAACUACUUCGCCUCCGCAGGCAGCCUCCCGUACUUCUUGAGAAUUCUCGUGUCGACAUCGUUCGCGAUCCAUUCAUGGAGCCCUUCCGAGAACUCAAGGUUGUCGCGCUCCGCUUUGAAUAGCUUGUUGUAGUCCUGGGCCUGCCCAGGCGUUGCUGCGGCAGCUGCAGCGAAGGGCGUGGCCAUGUCGCGGGAAGAGUCCGCGGAGUUCUCUCCACCGAGGAUGAGCCGGUAAAGGCCAUUGAGCCCGAAGAAGUUGAGGAAGUACCACGAAAGCGAGGACACCCAUCGCACGUCCAUGUCAGGCGUCUCCACUCCACGCUGAAGCAUGCUCUUGAAGCCCAGCGUCAGCGGGAACGGGAGCUUGAUGAGGACGAAACCUUGGAAGAAGAAAUUGAUCCAGCCCAUGAUUACCAUCUGCGGGACCAUCAUGACCAUCUGCGUCUUCAUGCCGGCCAUCAUCCCAUCCAUUGCAGCGGGGUCGGUGAGCGGGUUGGGAGGCGUACUCGAGGACGCGUCACCUUUUGGCGGACCGUCCUUCAGGUAGGUGCCGUCGGCGAAAGCUUGGGAGAGGUGCUGGGAGAUGACCUUGUAGUAUGUUGGUGGUAGAGGCGAGUUUGCGGACGUCGCGCGAAGGAUUUGUGACCGGAUGAGAGCACGUUGUUCCCGGAUGGCAUGUCUAGGAAUUUUCUUGGGCUGUGACUGUAGGAGCAAGACUACAUAGUGUCUCAAUAUUCCCACAAGGAUCAUCACCACGGUGAUCGGGAACAGGACCCAGUCCCGGAUUUGAGGAUCGAGAUACAACGAUACUGUAGAGCUCGACAUGU
Molecule: messenger RNA, 1698 nt
Organism: Dichomitus squalens LYAD-421 SS1
Lineage: Eukaryota; Fungi; Basidiomycota; Agaricomycetes; Polyporales; Polyporaceae
Product: EF-hand
Exons: 12
Coding region: 105-677 (190 amino acids)
Cellular component (GO): membrane; cytosol; intracellular membrane-bounded organelle
Molecular function (GO): calcium ion binding
Source: RefSeq, a predicted model, not a curated record